Messenger RNA from Chinchilla lanigera (long-tailed chinchilla), 1352 nucleotides. It is a transcript of the gene Dcaf16, whose product is annotated as DDB1 and CUL4 associated factor 16. Gene Ontology annotation, cellular component: Cul4-RING E3 ubiquitin ligase complex. NCBI's taxonomy places the organism in Eukaryota, Metazoa, Chordata, Mammalia, Rodentia, Chinchillidae. The record is from RefSeq and is a predicted model, not a curated record.
AUGGGUCCCAGAACUCCUUCUCCUCAGUGCUUACCAGAAUCAGAAAGUGAAGCAGAAGAAAAAAAUUACUUGUGGGGUUCCUCUGAAGAAGAACCCAUAGCACCCAACCUAGCAAUACAUCUUGAGAGUCUUGUCUGGCAAGUGAAGGUUUGGAAAACCUUAAACUGUAAUUCCUGGUAAUAUCAUGCUAACCUCUUGGCUCCAAGUACACCAGUCCACAUACUUUGAGAAGUAGGUCUAAGACUGUCCCAUUGUUCCUAUUUGCCUAAACUGGAACCAAUUACCGAAUGGACCCCUCUCACUUUUUCUCAAGCCCCACCCUUUCAGAAACCCCUUAGAGGCCUUGGCCACUUCUCUAGAGAUUGUGCAACUCUAAAUGAAGCACUGCAGUUGUUUGCCACCAAACAGUUAAGCCAAACAUGGAGUAAAGCCACUCUCAUACCUGAAUACUUAGAACAGAUUCCUAACAGAACCCACACUAAACUCAAUGACACUACUUACUCCCAUGCUAUCUUCCAAGAGGCAGCUAACAAACUCCUAACUGGAUCAUUAAAAAGAUCAUCAUUUGUUUUGAUAUAAUCUAAUGUUGCUAAUGAAGAAAGGGGUAAACUGUACCGUCUACAGUUUAAAAACUUAUACCUUUUCAACCAAACUAUGCCAUGCCCUGACAAGCUAAAGUACUACCACAUAUUGAGUAUAUACCUAAGGGUUCCAUAAUUCAGCUACAGAAAAUUUGUGUUGUGAACAUGCCUUCUCACAAACUAUGGAUAAAAUGAAGGUGUCAAGAAAUAGUCAAAAGAGACCAUAUUUUAAAAGAUAAAGUUAAAUAUUCUGCACACUCAGUACUCUCCCCACACCAAUUUAAUCUGCCUAUCUGAAUAUACUUUAACUAGACGGCUGAUUAUUAAUGGGAAGGGAAAAGUAGGCCGUCACUCUUUUUGUUACUCAACCAACACAACUAUUACAGAGGUAAGGCUUAACCAUCAGAAAGCAAGAAGGUGUCUAUCCCACCCCCACAAAAAAAAAAAAAAAAAAAACCUUUCUGAGCGUGGUCUCUUAUGACGUUCAUUUCUACGGAGGUAACUGAAAUUGAAUAAUUACAGAAAAAAAUAACAGAUUUAUCUCUGUAUAUUUUCCUAGAUUUAGGAAAACCUAGGUUUCCUGCUUCUUUUGAGGAAGGAAAUUUCAAAUCUAGCCUACAUUAUUCCAAAACCUGCAGUUACAGCACAAACCUUUUGUAUUGUAGGCUCCCACCAGGCUGGCUUCAGCGAAACUGGCCUGUAACGUCAUCCCUUGGGUUUAAAUAGAAUCCUGUUCUGCAGAGAAUGUAUCUCCUGGCUCUUGUCACCUAG